Molecule: messenger RNA, 1116 nt
Organism: Anopheles cruzii
Lineage: Eukaryota; Metazoa; Arthropoda; Insecta; Diptera; Culicidae
Product: trypsin 3A1-like
Exons: 5
Coding region: 1-1116 (371 amino acids)
Biological process (GO): proteolysis
Molecular function (GO): protein heterodimerization activity; serine-type endopeptidase activity
Source: RefSeq, a predicted model, not a curated record
AUGUCGUGGAAUCGGCAUGUGGACUACGCGGUGGAGAAGGCGGCACGGGUGUCGCGGGCGCUGCGGUGGCUAAUGCCACGCACACGCAUCAACAUCAACACCAGCAGACGCCGCCUGCUGGCCAGCGUGUCGGAGUCGGUGCUGAUGGCAGGCGGAGUGGGACUCGGCGGCAGCGGAGGUCUCCUGUGUAAAGGAAACUACGCGGAGCGCGUCGGUGCCGGAGCUCCGGUGUAUCUGGCGGCGGCGAUGGAAUAUCUGGCCGCGGAAGUGAAGAAGGAACUUUUUAAAGUGUGUAGUGUGAAAGAUCAUCAAAAUUACUACUACUCGCGUCAGCCGGCCCUGUUUCGUUUGCUGAUCAAACACCGCCUGUGGCCCAAGAAUGAAACGAUCGAGUACGAGAAACCGGAAAUGGACCGUGACGCCCCAUCGCCGUUUAUUUUCGGUGGAGACUCUGCUUCCAUUGAUACCUAUCCGUACCAGCUGUCGCUGCGCCACGAGGGAACGCACAUAUGUGGUGCAUCGGUCAUUUCCUCACGCUGGGCAUUGAGUGCAGCCCACUGCUUAGAUGAUGCCACCUAUCCGGCUGGAAUCACGUUCCGAGGCGGGACUCCGCAUCGCCUGGCUGGUGGCUAUAUUUUCAACGCGGACGAAUACUAUCUGCAUCCGAAGUUCGAUCGGCAAACGUUGGAUUACGAUGUGGCGGUAAUACACGUGACCGCAUCCUUUUUCAUUGACCGCAUCCAGGCGAUAGCAUUGGCGGACACCCACACGGUGUAUCCUAUCCCUUCGACCGCCACCGUAAUUGGCUGGGGCACUGCGGAAGAUGGUUAUACGCCCCUAAUACUGCAAUCGCUACAAGUGUACCUUCAACAGCGCUCGUUGUGUGCGGCGUCGUGGAUAGACCAGAUAACGGAGCGCAUGUUCUGCGCCGGUGGCGGCGAAGUGGGCAAGGAUGUCUGCAACGGAGACAGCGGUGGCCCGUUGAUACUGAACGGGUAUCAAAUUGGUAUCGUCUCAUGGGGUUCGAAUACUUGUGCCAUCAACCUUCCGGGCGUGUACACGGCGCUUACCAACGAUGAAGUUCGAGCGUUUAUCAAAGUUUAUGCCAGUGUCUGA